Messenger RNA from Vitis vinifera (wine grape), 504 nucleotides. RefSeq names its product T-complex protein 1 subunit delta. Gene Ontology annotation, cellular component: chaperonin-containing T-complex. Gene Ontology annotation, biological process: protein folding. The transcript has a single exon. Bases 1 to 504 code for a protein of 167 amino acids. NCBI's taxonomy places the organism in Eukaryota, Viridiplantae, Streptophyta, Magnoliopsida, Vitales, Vitaceae. The record is from RefSeq and is a predicted model, not a curated record. Gene Ontology annotation, molecular function: ATP-dependent protein folding chaperone; ATP binding.
AUGAGAUCCGUCGCCACGUGGUUGCACCUGGACGUGGUCUCCGCAGGUUGCUGCAUGGGAGUUAUUGUGGACGAUACCGCUUGGGUCAAGAGUUUGGUUUUCGACAAGAAGAUCAGUCACUCGGCUAGUAGGCCAACCGGGGUGGAGAAUGCUAAGAUUGUAGUGAUCCAGUUUCAGAUUUUGACUCCAAAGACUGAUAUUGAGCAGAGUAUAGUGAUUUCCGAUUAUACCCAAAUGGACCGGAUAUUGAAAGAAGAAAGAAACUAUAUUCUGGGUAUGAUUAGGAAGAUUAAGGGUAUUGGCUGUAACGUUCUAUUGAUUCAGAAGAGUAUACAUAGAGAUGAAAUGACGGAUUUGUCGUUGAAUUGUCUUACUCAAGCAAAGAUUUUGGUGAUAAAGGAUGUGGAGUGUGUUGAAAUUGAGUUCAUUACAAAGACUUUGAAUUGUUUGCCAGUUGCAAACAUUGAGCAUUUCAGGGCAAAGAAGUUGGGUUUUGCAUAUUGA